Molecule: messenger RNA, 519 nt
Organism: Aspergillus ruber CBS 135680
Lineage: Eukaryota; Fungi; Ascomycota; Eurotiomycetes; Eurotiales; Aspergillaceae
Product: DUF5572 domain-containing protein
Exons: 2
Coding region: 1-519 (172 amino acids)
Source: RefSeq, a predicted model, not a curated record
AUGGAGCAAGCAACUGAAGUUCAACCCCAAGCAUCUCAAGCAAGCUUGUUCGAGAGAUUGGGAUCAUAUCCAUUUAAUGCAGACCCGGAAUUUGCCAACGGUCUCUCUAUUAUACUUGGUCACCCAGAUGUCCCCGCAAGUGAGACUGAGGUCAAUCGCGAUGAUGAUUUAGUACUACAGGCGAAAUGCUUUUACUUCUCGCGGAAGGAAGAUCUGUCGCCACCACUUGACUUUGCGGCAUUUAAAGUGUGGUUGGCACAGAACGCGGGAGCAGCACAGUCAUCCUGCCAGGCUGCUAAACCUACCAUGCUCUCAAAUCCGACUCGAACCUCUGCACAAGAGCCAACCUAUCCGUCAUCUUUUGCACACAUAGUUGAGCUCAUCACCACCGGUCAACCGAUCCCCGGGAUUCAGCAAAUACCAGACACGGUAUUAACGGGUCAUGAUUCCUCAAGCGAACAGCCCAAGAGGUUGAAGCCAUGGGAAAAGGAACGAGACAAUGCCGGUGAGGUAGUGUGA